This is a messenger RNA of Fulmarus glacialis (Northern fulmar), 525 nucleotides long. Its product is annotated as probable Xaa-Pro aminopeptidase 3. Gene Ontology annotation, cellular component: mitochondrion. NCBI's taxonomy places the organism in Eukaryota, Metazoa, Chordata, Aves, Procellariiformes, Procellariidae. The record is from RefSeq and is a predicted model, not a curated record. The annotation marks the transcript as partial. The transcript has 2 exons. Gene Ontology annotation, molecular function: manganese ion binding; metalloaminopeptidase activity.
UUUGCAAGUCAUGUGCUCUCCGAAGAUUUUCCAUCCAGCCUGCCCAGCAGAAGAAGAUUCCAAACCGGUAUUUGGGCCAGCCCAGCCCCUUCACACACCCACACCUUCUCAAACCAGGAGAGGUAACCCCAGGAUUGUCACAGGUGGAAUAUGCUCUUCGCCGACACAAACUGAUGACAUUGAUCCAGAAAGAAGCCCAUGGCUGGGAUGGAUUGGACCACACAGUGAUUCUGCUAUCCAACCCCACAUACUACAUGAGCAAUGACAUCCCCUACAUUUUCCACCAGGACACUAACUUCCUGUACCUCUGUGGGUUCCAGGAGCCUGACAGCAUCCUGGUUUUGCAGAGCAUUCCUGGCAAAGCGCUGCCCUCCCACAAAUCCAUACUUUUUGUGCCCCGGAGAGAUCCAAGCCGAGAGCUGUGGGACGGGCCCAGAUCAGGCACGGAUGGGGCAAUUGCUCUCACAGGAGUAGAUGAAGCUUACACCAUCGAGGAGUUCAGGCACUUGGUGGCCAAGCUGAAAG